AUGAGUGCACUCUUCAAGCUGCCGCAGGAAGUGCAUAAUCAGCUUCGUUCGUCGAUUGUUGUCACGAACCUAGGACAGCUCGUUGAGGAGCUUGUGUGCAAUUCCAUCGAUGCUGGAGCACAGAAGAUUCAGGUCUUCUUCGAUCCAACCACCUUUCGCAUACAAGUGCUCGACGAUGGACAUGGCAUAAGCAGAGACGACUUGUCAGUGCUAGGUGUUGGCCAUGCCACCUCAAAGCUCAAAGACUUAGCUGGUCCAGAGAGCAGUCCUCUUACGCUGGGCUUUCGAGGCGAAGCCCUCAGCUCCAUUGCCCAGUGCGCGUCACUAACGAUCGUGACAAAGACAAGAGGUGCACAAGCCUUCCGUAAAGUUAUCAAGGGCGGCAAAUGUCUCUCGCUCGAGUUGAGCUCUCCUAGUGGAGAAGCCACUAAACCAAUAGGUAUUGGAACAGCAGUUGACGUUCAGGAUCUGUUCUUCAACCAGCCUGUGAAGAGAAAGCAACUGCUGUCUCGGUCGUCGAAAGAGCUAGAGGAUCUGAGAGAAAGAGUCCUACGCCUGGCCUUCGUACACACAGAGGUCGUUUUCGAGAUCAUCAAUACUGUUAGUCAACAACGGCUACUGUCCACACCUCGGGUGCGAAGUCCUACUGAGCUCGUAGAAUGCUUGUUUGGCUUUGAAGCGGCAAGUGGCUUGCAGCCAGUGCAUCACGUUGCCGACCGAGUUGUUCUUUGGGGAUGCAUCACUAAGAAGGACUCAGGCCAGACUGUUAAGGGUCUUCAAUACCUGUGUAUCCUUUCGCGAAGGAUUCUCGUAGUCUUCGACCCGCCGCUAGAGCUUUUCAAUCAAGUUUCUAGCCAGUCGUAG
Klebsormidium nitens is the source of this 864-nucleotide messenger RNA. The record is from the annotation of a GenBank genome assembly. Lineage: Eukaryota; Viridiplantae; Streptophyta; Klebsormidiophyceae; Klebsormidiales; Klebsormidiaceae.